Lepus europaeus (European hare) is the source of this 930-nucleotide messenger RNA. RefSeq names its product neurexophilin 1 (gene NXPH1). Bases 1 to 816 code for a protein of 271 amino acids. The transcript has 2 exons. NCBI's taxonomy places the organism in Eukaryota, Metazoa, Chordata, Mammalia, Lagomorpha, Leporidae. The record is from RefSeq and is a predicted model, not a curated record. Gene Ontology annotation, molecular function: signaling receptor binding.
AUGCAGGCUGCGUGCUGGUACGUGCUUCUCCUCCUGCAGCCCACCGUGUACUUGGUGACAGGCGCCAAUUUAACAAACGGGGGGAAAUCAGACCUUCUGAAAUCAGGAAGCAGCAAAUCCACACUCAAGCACAUAUGGACAGAAAGCAGCAAAGACUUAUCUAUCAGCCGGCUCCUGUCACAGACUUUCCGUGGGAAAGAAAAUGACACAGAUUUGGACCUGCGCUAUGAUACCCCAGAACCUUAUUCGGAGCAAGACCUCUGGGACUGGCUGAGGAACUCCACAGACCUUCAAGAGCCUCGGCCCAGGGCCAAGAGAAGGCCCAUAGUUAAGACGGGCAAGUUUAAGAAAAUGUUUGGAUGGGGUGAUUUUCAUUCCAACAUCAAAACAGUGAAGCUAAAUCUAUUGAUAACUGGGAAAAUUGUAGAUCAUGGCAAUGGGACAUUCAGUGUUUAUUUCAGGCAUAAUUCCACCGGUCAAGGGAAUGUAUCUGUCAGCUUGGUGCCCCCUACGAAAAUCGUGGAAUUCGACUUGGCACAACAAACCGUGAUUGAUGCCAAAGAUUCUAAGUCCUUCAACUGCCGCAUUGAAUAUGAAAAGGUUGACAAGGCUACCAAGAACACACUCUGCAACUAUGACCCUUCAAAAACCUGUUACCAGGAGCAGACCCAAAGUCAUGUUUCCUGGCUCUGCUCCAAGCCGUUUAAGGUGAUCUGUAUUUACAUUUCCUUUUAUAGUACAGAUUAUAAACUAGUACAGAAAGUGUGCCCCGACUACAACUACCACAGCGACACACCAUACUUCCCCUCAGGAUGAGGAUGAACAAGGGCAUGAGACUGAAGCCUGAGGAGUUAAAGGUCAUAUGGCAGGGCUGUCACCUCAAAGAGGAAGGUCCUAUCUGUUGCCUGGAAUGUGUCUACACUGCUGCUC